UGCCCCCCGACGGGAGCCGGGCGGUGACCGGACGAGGGUCGCUGGGUACCGGCCGGGAUGGAGCCGCCGCCGCCCGCCUGAGUCCCGCAGCCGCCCGGGGGGCACCCCAGCCCCGGGGGGAGGAUGGCGCUCAGCUCCCGGGCUCACGCCUUCUCGGUGGAAGCUCUGGUGGGACGUUCGGCCAAGAGGAAGGUGCCAGAGGGUCCCGACGAGGACAGCGGGGCCGGCACCAGGCAGAACCGCAGGGCCCCGGAGCCGGAAAAGCGGCCCAAGGGCGGCGCGGAGAGUCGGGAGGCGGGGGCCGGGGUGCAGGUGGAGCUGCAGGGAGCCGAGCUCUGGAGGAGGUUCCAUGAGAUCGGCACCGAGAUGAUCAUCACCAAGGCCGGCAGGAGAAUGUUCCCGUCGGUCAGGGUGAAGGUGAAGGGGCUGGAGCCACUCAAGCACUAUUACAUCGCCAUCGAUGUCGUGCCGGUGGACUCCAAAAGAUACAGGUACGUGUAUCACAGCUCGCAGUGGAUGGUGGCGGGGAACACGGAUCACUCCUGCAUCACCCCCCGGCUCUACAUCCACCCCGACUCCCCCUGCUCGGGGGAGACCUGGAUGAGGCAAAUCAUCAGCUUCGACCGGGUGAAGCUCACCAACAACGAGAUGGACGACAAGGGACACAUCAUCCUUCAGUCCAUGCACAAGUACAAGCCCCGCGUCCACGUUAUCGCCCAGGAUUCCCGCUUCGACCUGGCGCAGAUCCAGUCGCUUCCGGCCGAGGGGGUGCAGACCUUCUCUUUCCAGGAGACCGAAUUCACCACCGUGACGGCUUAUCAAAACCAACAGAUCACGAAGCUGAAGAUCGACAGGAAUCCCUUCGCCAAAGGAUUUCGGGAUCCCGGGAGGAACAGGGGGGUCCUGGACGGGCUCCUGGAGACCUACCCGUGGCGGCCGCCCCUCGCUCUGGAUUUCAAGGCUUUCGGCGCAGACAACCAGGGUGGGAGCUCCAGCUCUUCGCCGGUGACAUCCAGCGGUGGGACACCCUCUCCUCUCAACCCCCUGCUUUCUCCAUCCUGCUCACCUCCUACGUUCCACUUGUCAGCAAGCAACAUGGGCGUGCCGUGCCCCGAGACCUACCUGCACAACCUCAACGUGCCCCUCUACUACAAGAUUUGUCCUACGAGCUUCUUAAGACAACAGCCUCUCGCCUUGCCAAGCCACGAAAAACUGGGAAGCAGCAACCCGCAUCUUUUACCCCACUUGGUGGUGGAUAUGCCAAAACUAUCUUCCCUCGGCAUAACCAAUCUAAAAAACGCUAAAGCCGAAGACUUAAACGGGCAAUGUCUACAAGUCCCCAGUUCUGCUAGUCAAGUGCUGUAUGGAUUACAUGCAUCUGGAAACAUUUUCCCAUCAAGUCCCAUUGCUCGGGAAGCACUUAAUUGUUCUUUACAUCCUCCAUAUGGCUUGUACGGUUAUAACUUCUCAGUGCCAUCCAGACUGAUGAAUGCAGCAAGCCAUUUCAAAGUGAGUGACAGCAUUCCAGCUUCUUUGAGAGAUGGCAGAUGUAAUCACUCUAACUGGCACCCAACAAUUAACCAUUGCCUUUAGUGGAAUUAUAUAAUGUUUCUAAGCAUUGAUAUGUAAAGCAAGUCUCUCCUUCCUUCAUACCCAAGGGCUUGCUAGUUAUUGACUAUGAAAUACUGCAUGGUACAGGAGCGGUAUCUUUAGGCAUUUAACUUUCUUUUGGUGGGCAAACAUGUCGUGUUGUUGGAAGGAUGGAGGUCUGGGAGCGUGGAGGGUCUGAGAUGAUCCAGAGCAAGAUGAUGCCUUUCAGUAAAGUUUAUGUCGUGGUUGUAUGUUGAAAGCAAACUGUACAGUCGCCUUUUCCUAUUUGCACUCUGAAGUGGAAACGUAGAAAUAUACAUUUCUACAAAUGUGUGUUCCUGAAACUCUCUAUCUAGCUUGCCUUUAGUCAGCUCAGAGCCCUGGUGAGCUCUGAGCCUUUCCACUGAUUUAAAAGGGACUAUUUGAGACCUCGAGUCAGAAAAGGAGCUGUAUUUGCCCAAAUGCUUGAGCAUGUUCUCAAAUUCCCUUGGCUUUAAUGGGUCCUAAUUAAUGACGUGAAAGUGCCUUGUUUCUCCAGGACCCAAGUGACUCGAUUAUUGGAGUUGGGGUGUAAAUUCAGGCAUCUGCUGCCAAGGUAAAGAGAGAUGGGAUAAAAGAUGGAUGUGUUCCUACCUUGCAGGGAUGAGACAGUGGAGAUUGAUGCAGGGCUGCCCCAAGAGCCCCGCUCUCCAUGCUCCUGCUCUGGAGGUCUCCAGGAGGUGGUGGUGUGUGGUGGGAUGGAAUAGGGGAUGGAGGGUCACCCAUCUCCCCCACGACACCCAAAUCCAUGCUGGGAGACACAGUCGAUGCAUCUCAGAGAGCUGUGUGGGAUGAAACACCCCCGGGAGCUCUGCAGGACACUCUUCCCACCUAGGGGACACAGGAGGUCCACCCAGGAUCCCACCCAUCAGCCUGUGCCCCAGGGAUGCUCCUGGCUCGGUAUCGUGGAAAAUAUAGAUUCUUUCCGGAGAAUGACAACCCUACAGGCCAUGAAACAUGAGAUUUUCAAUUCCUCCCAAAAGUCCUGUUUGUUUUAUUAUAACCUGUGGAUAUUCUUGUUAUUCCUGUAAAUAAUCUCUAGCUCCCAAGGGCACAAUAUAGCUGGCAAUAAAUUGGGGCACAGAUUUUGUUGUUUAUUUGAUCAAUGCUCAGUCCCUACCUGAAGCCAAUUUUAUUACUUGAUGGACAACAGAGAUUUGAAAAUAAUGCUCGACUGGGACUGGCUGCAUUUUGGGACUAAGAUACGAGAAUUCUCUAUUUACGGACAUAAGCAGCAUGAUACAGGCAUUAAGUGCAGAUUUAAGAAUCAAAAUUGGUAUCAGCGUUUUGGUUUUGUUUUCUUCUAUAAUAGACAACAAAUUAAGAACAGAACAAGCAAUAUCAAAGGCUAUUAAAAAAGCAAAAGUCACUUUUGCUUUCAUGAGACUUUGCUAAAAAUCAACCACCAUUGGUUUCCUUUUGAGUGCUCACGGAGCCUCCAGUGAUACCAGUAUGAAACAGUGGGCCAUGUUUGCCUUGCUAAAUGGUCUGUACAACUCUAAAAAUGAACAAACCUGCUUUCCCAUGCUGUUUCUUAGCAGUUUAUCUUGCUAUUUUUAUUAAAAUAAUAAUAAUAAUAAUUUUUUUUUUCAUCUGGGAGUCCUUAUUUCCAAGCCAUCCCUUGCUGUCAAUGGUGGGACGAGCAACCCAGGACUGGCCCCCACAUUUGGUUACACUUUUUGGGAGCUGGAUGGCUCUUCAGAUCCGUCACAAAUUCAUGGGUGGAUGCGACGGGUAACUUCCAAUUUUCGGAACAUUUGCCGUUGCGUAAGAUAUUCCAGAGUUGCUGGCCACGAGCUGGUGGUGCAGCAAAUCAGUGUAUGUCUGGUUAAAAAGUGACCAAUAAUGACUAGAACAGACAUUUUCAGUAUGGACAAUUUUAAAGCAGUUGAUAUUUGAAUUGAGAUCAGAUAAAUUCCACCUCGUUCCUCCUUGUUUGCAAAUUGGCACGUUUAUCUCCUUUACUACCCCUCAAAAAAUCACUGUAUUGAAUCAAAAGGGUGUUGGUGGUUCUUUUAUGAAACAAAUCAGUAUCUGCAGCAGCUGUAGCUCUGUCCCGGUGGCCACGUUGUCACCUCAGACCCAGCCAAGGGUCCCUGACCAUCCCAGUAUGGAAGGUUUUUCCAUACCCGCAAUGGAAAUUCGGCUGCAUUGCUCACAUUAUAACAUAGAUUUUUUUCUGCUUAUACAAGAAAAGCUGUGGCCAAACCAGCGGACAACCUGCAUGUGACUUUCUAGUGGUGCUUUCGAAACGGCUGCUGGUGGGCCAGGAGUAGCAAAACUCGAGUGAAUAAGUCAGUACAAUUAAUCAUUAUUCAUUAAAUGUGAAACUGAGGGAAUCGAGGUCGAUAUUUCAAGCAGGACCACGCGCCUGUCAAUACAAACAAGUUACACUUUGCUCUGCAUGUCCUUCUAUUAAAAUUAUUUGAAAACCUG
This is a messenger RNA of Columba livia (rock pigeon), 4065 nucleotides long. RefSeq names its product T-box transcription factor 22 (gene TBX22). Gene Ontology annotation, cellular component: nucleus. The record is from RefSeq and is a predicted model, not a curated record. The coding region runs from base 124 to 1593 and encodes 489 amino acids. The transcript has 8 exons. Gene Ontology annotation, molecular function: DNA-binding transcription factor activity, RNA polymerase II-specific; RNA polymerase II cis-regulatory region sequence-specific DNA binding. NCBI's taxonomy places the organism in Eukaryota, Metazoa, Chordata, Aves, Columbiformes, Columbidae. Gene Ontology annotation, biological process: regulation of transcription by RNA polymerase II; positive regulation of DNA-templated transcription; cell fate specification.